Messenger RNA from Spodoptera frugiperda (fall armyworm), 864 nucleotides. Its product is annotated as kunitz-type serine protease inhibitor A-like. Gene Ontology annotation, molecular function: serine-type endopeptidase inhibitor activity. Bases 143 to 760 code for a protein of 205 amino acids. The transcript is spliced from 4 exons. The record is from RefSeq and is a predicted model, not a curated record. NCBI's taxonomy places the organism in Eukaryota, Metazoa, Arthropoda, Insecta, Lepidoptera, Noctuidae.
UGCAGGGUAAUAAAUAAAUGGGCAACAUAUUAGGAAACUGAUUUCUUUUUUAUAGUUUUUCGUUUACGACUGCCGAUAAAAUGACUCUGGUCUCGAUGCUGUGAAUUUUUUGGAAAAAGAAAUUGUUGAUAUUUAUUAUGUAAUGGUUUUUCCAGGCAAAGGAAUAUCUCCUUUCCGGGUAUACUUAGUUUUGUUGAUAUUCUUAAUUUUUAAUAGCAUCUGUGAUACCACGAAGAAGAAGAAGGAACGGACUACGCUGGGUCCGAAUCAAAAAAGAAUCUGUCUUAAUUCGGAUUCGGACAAUUCGAUCAGAGCCAAACGUAAAGUAUGUUUACUGAGGCCUGACAACGGUCCUUGCAGAGCAGAUGUUAUAUCUUGGUACUAUGAUGCUAGGAAACGAAAGUGCUAUCGUUUUUUCUACGGCGGUUGCCAAGGGAACGGAAAUAACUUCGUCUCAGAAGAGAUAUGUAAAGAAACAUGUUACCUUAGCACCAGAAUGCGAGCUACACAUCAACCGUACUUUUGUCAGCUCACGUUUGACUAUGGAACCUGUUUUGGACAAUAUAAUCGAUGGCAUUGGGAUCACAUAUCUGGACACUGCAGACGACGCCUGUAUUCUGGUUGCGGCGGCAACCAGAACAACUUCGAGACGAAGCAGGAGUGCAUGGCCAACUGCCUGACGACGCCAAACAACACUUUAAACGUUGAAAGUUUGCGGUUCACCACUUGUAUACCAUUCACGUUAGCAGAGUUCAGUUAAAUAGAUUAAUUUACCAGUUGCGGCCGAUGCUAUUCCAAAAUCUCUAGGUCCAUCUUAGUUUUUAACAAAAGCUCCAUACAAUAAAUGUCCAAAAUCGAUCUUAA